Molecule: messenger RNA, 2208 nt
Organism: Tribolium madens (black flour beetle)
Lineage: Eukaryota; Metazoa; Arthropoda; Insecta; Coleoptera; Tenebrionidae
Product: luciferin sulfotransferase-like
Exons: 5
Coding region: 37-993 (318 amino acids)
Biological process (GO): sulfation
Cellular component (GO): cytoplasm
Molecular function (GO): sulfotransferase activity
Source: RefSeq, a predicted model, not a curated record
UUUGUUUAAAUAAUUUAACUAUAAAGCAGAUAAAACAUGAAUUCUCACAAGACUGUUCAAGAAAAGUGGAUCAAUCCUGCGAAAAGAGAAUAUAUUCCAGUUGAAGGGUUUACUCUCACAGAUCAAUUUAAACAAGCAAAACAUCAAAUUGAUAAUUUUGAAGUUAGCGAUAAUGAUAUUUGGAUUUCUACCUUUCCUAAGUCAGGAAUCACUUGGACCCAAGAAAUGGUGUGGAUGAUUUUUGAUAAUUUGGAUUUUGAAAAAGCAAAAGAAGAUUUAAAUGAACGAUCUCCAUUUUUGGAAAUAAGUACCCUAAAAGAUUAUCAAAAUCUGAUGAAAACCUGUACGGAUUUUAAAAUACCAGCAAGUCUAUUAGACUCUAUAAACUUUGUCAAAUCUCAAAUAGGACCAAAGGUAGUUAAAACACAUUUACCUUGGGAAUUAUUACCAAAACAAAUUCAAAACGGAGUUAAAAAACCAAAGAUUAUUUAUGUCGCUCGAAAUCCAAAAGAUGUUUGUGUCUCUUUUCAUAACCACGAACAGUUGAUAAACGGUUACAGCGGCACUUUUGACGAAUUUUGUGAAUUGUUUCUUGCAGGAAAAGUAUUAUAUGCACCAUACUGGCAGCAUGUUUUGACGUAUUGGAAAAUGAGGAACGCUCCAAAUUUCCUUUUCCUAAAAUACGAAGAUAUGAAAAAAGAUUUACGCAAAGUGAUACAAAGCGUUUCCGAGUUUCUAGAACGUCCCUUGAACGAUCAACAAGUUGACAUUUUGCUUGUGCACUUAAGUUUUGAAAAAAUGAAGCAAAAUCCCGCGGUUAAUAAAGAAGACAUGAUUAAUAUAUUUAAAAAACAUAAUUUGACAAAUUCCGACGGAAGGUUUUUCAGGUCUGGAAAAACUGGUGAUUACAAGGUUAUAAUGCCAUCAGAAAUGAUAAACCGAUUUGAUGAAUGGAUUCAAAGAAAUACAGAAGGAAGUUAUUAUGUGGUGUAAAAUGACCAUUACAUUUUCUGUAGUAAUAUCAUAAGUGGUAAAAUUUUGUGGACAAAAUUUUCAGAUUGGCAGAGAGUUUGUUGCAUAGCAAUUUAUCGAGAGACAUUGUUAGAAAAACCUCGAGUCGCAGACGAGAGGUUUUUGAACAAUGUCACGUGCUAAAUUGGCAAUAAAAACUCGAGUAAAUCAAUCGAAAAAUUUUGUCAGACCAAAGUUUACCACGAAUGGUAUUCGGAGGACUAUUUCAUGAAUAAAACUACACAUUCAAGUCUACAACUAUUUAUUAUAAAUAUUAAAUGUACAAUUAUUGUAAACCAUUUUGCUGGAAAUGUCGUUAUUUUCACUUCUGACAGACGUUUUAUGAGUUUCUGGCUGUAUUGUUGGUGAGGUACCUACCUCGAAGCUCUCUAAACGCCCAGUCUUGUAAAAUUUCUGCUAGACGAUUUAUUGGAGUAUCGGCAGUCAGCUCAUAAUUUCUUUCUUCGCAGAAUUGAGAGAAUUGUUUCCAUGUACAAGCCUUCGUUUUGAUCUGUUUUGAGGAACACUUAUUGAACUUGCAAGUGUAAUGUCAGGAAUUGAUACAUUCCGAAAUCGCGUGUUUUUAUUAAUUUUUCAAAUUAACUGAAAUAACUGUCAAAAUAUUUAAAACGACAGAAGUUGUUUAGACUGUUACCAUGUUGGUAAAAUUUUAUCAUUUAUAAUUACACGAGAGCUUUUUUUUCGAAGUUUUAGUGAGAAUUUUGUUUCCUGGCAAUUUAACGAAAAAAACUGCUUCUGAAAAAAUUACGAGUCCGUAGGGCGAGUAAUCGAGUAAUACGAGAUUUACUUCGAAACUACGGGGUUUCGGGCUGUUGAAUGACUGAUCCUUUCCUGGAACUGUUUCUCCUCUUGCAUUAGAUUUUAGUUAUAAUUGUUAAUUCACUUGAUAUGAUUUAAUGUCACUUGAAAGCUUAUUCAUUAGGAAUAAGUUGUUUGUUUAUUUUAUCUUGUAUUGGAUUUUGCUAGUAGGAUUUGAAUUAUAUUGUUCGUUCGUUUUAAACUAGUACCUACUUCAUUCAGUUAGACAAUAGCUCCAUGAAUUCGGAAGGUGUAACCUUAAGUAUGAACAAAGAAGUAUAAUGUUUUAUCUUUUAUUUUAUUUUCUUUCAUUUUAUUUUAUAAUAUUUUCUAAACUUAUAUUGUUUAAUUAAUUAAUAAAUAAAUUGUUAUUGUUAA